Ixodes scapularis (black-legged tick) is the source of this 912-nucleotide messenger RNA. RefSeq lists its product as uncharacterized. The transcript has 6 exons. NCBI's taxonomy places the organism in Eukaryota, Metazoa, Arthropoda, Arachnida, Ixodida, Ixodidae. Bases 1 to 912 code for a protein of 303 amino acids. The record is from RefSeq and is a predicted model, not a curated record.
AUGGCGACCAGCGACCGUGCUGCGGACGCCGUACUUUCCGAGGGGGCUUUCCACAUGUUUUUUCUUAUAAUGGAAGAGCACAAGUGCUUGUGGAGAAUCGAUCAUGAAGGCUAUAAGAACGUGGCGAAGAAAGGCCGCAUCUGGAACGAUAUCUGCAAGCGACCGCAGGAAAGAUUUCCCAACCUGGACGUCCUGAGAACAGGGACGCUGCCAAAUAAGACGAUUUUAUGUACUUUUGGGAAUCAGUCGAAGACGUCUACAGCGCGGCCCGAGAAAGGCCUCUGCGACAUCAUUUUCUGGGACUACUUCUACAAAUCUGGGAGGGGCACCUUUCUCGACCGCAGCUCGGUCGGGUUCCAGUGGUUUCUGGAAUUCGCCCGGAUCGACAGCGGAACCACCCAAUUCGGAAUAGGAAUUGACCACGGCAAUGCCCUUGGAGCAUACGACGACCUCAACAAAGCCGAUGGUAGGAGCACAUUUACAGACUUAUGGAAAAUGAACAUCCGGCAUUAUGGACUGCUCAAGUUCCAAGCGCACGCCACUAUAACGAAUAGCAGUACCGUCCAGGACUACAAUAAUCUUUUGAAGAGAUUGAGAGGCCUCCAGGAAGUGAAUAGAGCCGGGGACGUCAAGAAAUUUGGAUACAUCAUCCUCGGUGUUGACCUCUUUGCCCCCAGGACCAGCGACGUCUACAGCUACCUGGACGAUCUUCUCUGGUACGUUCUUAGAUUGCAGGUGGAUGCUUUGGACUAUGUGAAAUGGAAACAACAGUUCACCCAGCGACAACUCAUGGUGUCGUUUUCAAUGGCCACUGUUUGGUCCACGAAGCAGAAUCGAAAAGAUUAUCCUCAACAUUACAGCCUCGGAGCGAGCUGCACGCACUUUCGAAUUGAUUCUAUGUACAAGGCAUGA